Messenger RNA from Homarus americanus (American lobster), 7822 nucleotides. RefSeq lists its product as uncharacterized. The record is from RefSeq and is a predicted model, not a curated record. Gene Ontology annotation, molecular function: chitin binding. Lineage: Eukaryota; Metazoa; Arthropoda; Malacostraca; Decapoda; Nephropidae. Bases 74 to 6508 code for a protein of 2144 amino acids. The transcript has 3 exons. Gene Ontology annotation, cellular component: extracellular region.
CAUUUGUUAACUAUAUAUUUUUCUCAUCCUUGCAUUCUUGACAGAUUUUCUUCAACUUGAGCAAGACUGGAGCAUGAAAAUCGACUCUUCCUCCAAUCCCUCUUCUUCCUCCAUUCCUUACGAACCUAGACCUUUCUUCCUACCAUACAGGAACUCCUUACAACACUCUGAUCUUCUUAAUCAUCACCAGCAACACCUUUCUCAACACCCUCCUCCUAUCCACCACGACCACCCGCCUUACGAUGGAUGGAACGACACUACUCAUCUCUCAUCUUACGAGCUGGACGACGGCUUGUACGACUACAUGGUAGCGUACGACUAUGAAGAUUACUCUGAGGAGGAGGUCGGUCGGCCUUACUCAGGAGGUCUGGUGGAGGGUGAGAGGUCGCCAUCUCACCCUCAGGAGGCUGGAGGACGAGGUUUACAGAGGAUCUCCAGGCACUCAACGGUGGAGCCUUACUAUGGCAACACGUCGUAUCAGUAUCCGACUACUUCACCUCAGUACCCGACAGCGUCACCACAAUACCCGACAGAAUCACCACAGUACCCGACAGAAUCACCACAGUACCUGAUAUCUUCACCACAGUACCCGACAGCUUUGCCUCAGUACCCGACAGGUUCACCACAGUACCCGACAGCUUCACCACAGUACCCGACAGAAUCACCACAGUACCCGAUAUCCUCACCACAGUACCCGAUGGAUUCGCCACAGGACCCGAUAUCUUCACCACAGUACCCGACAGGUUCACUACAGUACCCGAUAGGUUCACCACAGUAUCCGACCGCUUCACCACAGUACCCGACAGCUUCACCACAGUACCCGACAGCUUCACCUCAGUACCCGAAAGUUUCACCACAUUACCCGACAGCUUCACCACAGCACCCAACAAAUUCACCACAGUACCCGACAGCUUCACCACAGUUCUCGACAGCUUCACCACAGUACCCAACAGCUUCACCACAUUACCCGACAGCUUCACCACAGUACCCGGCAGCUUCACCACAUUACCCGACAGCUUCACCACAGCACCCGACAGCUUCACCACAGUACCCGACAGCUUCACCCAAGCAUACGACGCUAUCGCCACAGAGUCGACCUUCAGUCACACAGCGCCCUACAAGGUCUCAUAACAUCUACUCACCUUCCCAGCCCUUCAAGAAGCCAGCCAUCACUUUCUACUCGUUGGAGGAAAAUGACUAUGAUGAGGAAUAUGAAGAGACUGUGGUGAGUCCCCCUACUGACGAGGUACUUACCGAGAACUACUACACUCAGGACUCGGGUACUGACCCAAACAAUGCUCCUCCGUUUAAUCCUUACAGCUACUACAGCUCAUACGCGGAGGAGGACGAUUACAGACGAUAUUUCCAACAUCCACUUUACUCCCAGUUGAAGCCGUAUGUACGUUCUAGAGCGUUUUUCGGGCCUCACGUCGACGACACCGCGCACAGAGGACUUUUCUCUUCCGAUGGUGUGUCCCCGAGGAAGGAACAAUUACAAUACAUGAGUCCCAGGGUCGUGGAGGAUAAAGCCGCUUAUUAUCCCCAGGAGAUCCUUCGUCGGUACUAUCUUGACUCCUACACUCACGGUUCUAAUCUACGAAGAAACGACUCUGUGGCUGACAGGUACAGGGAGAACCCGUACACUAGGAAGUACCUAGGGGUGACACCGAAAUACGUGACGACAGCAGGUCCUAACCCCCCUAGACCAGCCCUACCAUUUGAAACCGAGCUCACUGAAGGAGGGUCAUACUCUGCCACACCAGCUCCUCUAGUACCUAUCUAUAACACGGUCGUCCCCCAGCAAGUAGUAGGAGGUGUAAGGCUAUCACACGUCGCCAAAGACUCAUCCUUGUAUCCAAAGAAAGAGGUUAAAUACGACUAUUACUCAACACCAUUUCCUAAGUACCAGGAACAAGUAUCAACUCCAUCAUACGAACGGGUGGCUGAAGGGUCAUAUAACUCACCCGCCGCUCAUAAAACAGAUAAACAAGCAUACCGCACCUCAGCUGCUCCACAUUAUGAGAAAGAGAACAUUGCCAACACAACACCUCGACCGCAGUUAACCACAAAGGUUCACAGACCUGUUACAGACAACAUCGCUGAACUGAACGGCUAUACAACACCGUCUUAUAGGGACGAGACGCCUGAACCAAAAUACAAGGCAGUUGUAGCCGCACUGGCUGAAGGGAAGUCCCUCCUGGAUCUCUUUCCCUAUAAAAAGCCCGAAGAACAUCCAUACAUCAGCGAUACUCAACCUGCCACACCUGAACUGAAGCGCACGACAACAGUGACUCCAAAUAGGCGUCGUAAUUUGACUACCACGACACCUCCGACAACGGCUAAGACUGUCAGGAACACUCAGGCUCCGAAAGGUCGUCGUACACUACCAAUCAGAAGAAAGCCAACACGUCGUCUAUCACCCGCGCGUAAGUAUGUCGGCGCCGUUUACUCUGAUCCAACAACAGCUAAACCUACACCGAAGUCUCCCCAUCGUUCUGUGCCAACCCCUGCCUCAAGCACUCCAGCAGCAGGAUAUGUUACAUUAUCUCCCCCCACCUCCGGUCAUGCCGCUGUAGAUGAAUCCCUCAGUCCUCACAGUAAACAUGAAGAUGUUGAUGAAGAUUUUACCAGAGGAAAGCUGCUGCGGAAGGAAAGAGUGAAGACGCAUCAGACGCCAAGAAUCUCUGUAAAAAAUAACCGACAGCCACAGAAGACGCUCCUUGAGGGAGAACAGAAGACUUCGACAGGAACCAUCCGCCGUAGGAUACCUACACUACCAAGUAACUAUAAUCCUCGAAGCCGACCAUCAAUAACAAAAUCUCCUGCUGAUGACAUCCACCAAGUCACUGAACCUCCGGCAGUGCCGGCGAAAUCCUCCCAAUAUAUUGAAGGCACACAAAACAUAACCCCUGACAAUCCAUCCACCUCACAUCAACCGCUCACCUCCCGCCCGAAAGCAAUUGUUCCGAGGAAGAAAAUCCCACCACAUCGUGUAAGACCUCUCAUGCGUUUGCCAUCAGGAAAACGUCGACUCCGUCCUAUGGGUCUUCGUCGUCGUCCAUCUCGUCCUCACCCUCAGUCUUCAACUCCUCAGCCUCCCACGCCCUCGACUCCUGUUACUUCAUCUCACCUUACAGCUGUCACCGAGCUUCCUCCUUCUAGUGUCCCUCAAGCUCAGGAGUCACCUCAUUACCUCCCUCCUUCACCUUCCACUUCUUCCCUCCCUCAGCAGGAAGACCUCCCCAGUUCCCGUCCUCUUCCUCCUGUAGUUGUUCACACAUCAGGAGACCAAACACUUGCUCACUCUCCCGCCUCCAAUACUUUAGUCCCAUCAGCAGAAGGGUCGUAUCAUACCUCUGCUUCCCCUCACCAUGAUCACCACCCAGCCUCCCUCUCCACCACCACCACCACCACCUCGGCCCCGUCAGGAGAAGGGUCAUCUCAUUCCCCUCUUCCUAUACCCACAGACAAGAACAGGAAGCAGCCGACUGUGAAUACCCCAGACGUCGCUUGGCUCAGAAAGUUGGCUGCCCAGGACGAUGAUACCGAACAAUCUGAUGACACUGAAUCGAAAUCUCAAGUGGGUUCAGAAAAGGAAGAGAGCCUGGAGGAGGUCCGUCAGUACUCCCUGGCGCUGUAUCGACAUUUGCAGGACCAACUCACGAGCAGACAAUUGGCCUUCCCUCGGCGUCGUCUUCUUCACAAGCGGAGGCGGGUGACUCGGCAGACAAGCACGUCCGAUGAGAAUGCCGCAGCAAAGGACGUUGAGGUGAUUGAUAUUGAGAGAAUGUUAUCUGAGGACUCAUCUUUCAUCCCUCCGGUCGAUCCUAAGAAACUGAGAAUCGCUAUCAAUAAGCUCCUGCAGCUGGCUAAUUCUCAAAAGAAGAAAGGUUACACGUAUGACAAACCCAAUGGAUUCACUUCUUUCAUUCCCAAAGAGUUGGAGGACAGCGGGGAGGAGGUCACUGUUCCAACAGAAUCUCUAACACCAGAGGGACGCCCAGAGAAGCUUCAGGAGAUUGAACUCAUCGGAAUUGACGCCAGUUUACCCUCCGAGGAAGAGAGUGACGCUGAGAUUACUCCUCUCUUCAUCACCUCUGCAACACCUGUGACUUCUGCCAAUCAAGUUGCUCAGGUGACGCCCGCAACAGAGGUAAGCAAUACAUAUUUACCUCCAACACAGGUUGUUGACACACUGGGAAGGAAACCUUCAAGAUUUCGACCAGGGAGCCGCCCACGACGACCGUUUUAUGGACGACGUCGACGAUAUAGGGGCUACCGUCAUCAUUGUCCUUACCCAGACACCAACAGUGUGACCUCCCAUAGGCCCCUCGUGCUACCCACCAUCCCCUCACGACCAACGGUUCCUGAACUUGAUUUCAUCUCGACUACUACUCCUGCUACAUCUCCUGCCCCUCUCCUUCUCCCCGAGAUUCCUGUAACUGCCCCUGAAGUUGUUACUGUACCCAGUCUAAGUCCCGCUGUCCCAAGGAUCCCCGGUGCCCUCCCAACAUCACCUCCUACCUCACCUGCCCCAAACGCUGUCACAACUACUACUUCGAGCCCGAAUCUUAACCAACCAGCGCCUUUUCCUGACUACGAUGAUGAAUAUGAUGACGAUUAUGACUACGAGUACGACGAUGACUACAGCGAUUAUGAUAAUGAAUAUGAUGAAAAUGAUGAUGAAGAUUAUGAUGAGGACUAUAAAUUAAGCGAAGAUGGUGGUGUUGACCCAGGCUUCACAGGGGGCAACAGAAGGCCGGGGGGAGAAGGCGUCACCCCCGUCACUGACCGCAGCCUCUUCGGAGCUGGUAGAAGCGGUGCCGGUGAGCGUUCUGUUAUCAUCCUGGUCGAGCCUGAGAAUACCAACGCUGAGCGAGAAAGAGACAGUGUGAGAAGUCCUCUGAAAGUGUCUCAGGGAGGAGAAGGUGGAUCAGCUAUCAUUGUAGUUGACGGAGCCGUUGACGACAUCGGGAGAGGCAGCACCAGAGUCUUGUCAGAGUCUAGAGAAGAAGGGAGAGGAGGAGAAGGCCAGUCACCCGUCAUCCUUAUAGAAAAAAAUACUCCAGAAUCGAGAUGGGGAGACUCUCCAGUCAUUCUAGUAGAAAGUAGUGCUAAGGGCAACCAGCGGAGAACGUUAAGAGAAUUCACAGCAUCACGAGAACGUCAAGGAAGUGGACCUACGGUAAUCUUAGUGGAAAACGAUGGUGAUGUCAAUCCUGGGUCAAAAGAAUCAAGAUGGCAGGAGUCUCCUGUGAUCCUGGUGGAGGGGAGCGCUGAUGACAUUUAUACGGGGAAGUCAAAAAAUCUCCCUGGAUCAAGGGAGAGAGGGGGGAAGGGUUCUCCCGUAAUUCUGGUCGAACCUGGUGUUGGUACGAGCACAAGAGGAGAGACAAGAAACUCUUUAGGAUCAAGAGGACGAGAUGGUGAGGCAACCAUCAUCCUAGUUGAGACAGAGGAAGGUGAGUUCAGAAAGGUGAGAAACUUCGACAAGCGUCUCACAAAUCCAGGUGACCGUGAGAACGAGGGCACGGUCAUCCUACUCGUCAAUGAAGCUAAGACACCCUCGCAGCCUCCUGUAAGCACUCUAAACCCGACCGCAACGCCUCUUUUAAGUCAGCUGACACCACCUCCGGCAACACUCGCUAACUUUCGUCCUUCCAUAAACAGAAUACCAGAGCCAGUCACUUCUCGAUCAAAAUCCACUAGAAAUCCUCUGUUUCCACCGAUAAAUUCUAUAAAUCCUCUACCAACCCGACGGAAUCCAGAGUUCCUUGACGAAGGACUUCCUACUAGAAUAACAAGAACUUCAACUGAAGAUUCGAGACGUCGUCGCCUGAGAUCCAGAACUAGGAGACUCCGGCCUCAAGGCCGUGUGAGCACUGGAGGCACUGGACGUGUCCGUAAUAUUCUUCUUGGCCGCAGGCGACGACCGGAGGGUCUUCGAAGAUUUAGAGGUGAUGUAGGCGAAGGAAGAGAUGAUGACAGAGCGAGUAGAGACACUUGGGACAACAGAAGUCAACGAAGAGAAGAUGACAGUAGGCAGCAAGACCUAAGUACAGUCCGGACACCUCCAGGUCGACAAGGAGGGUUCUCAGGUGAUCACAGACAGAGGCCUUUUAUAAAUAGAGUAAAGGAGGCUCCUGAAUUUUUCACCGGACGCAGAGAAUUUCCAAGAGGAAAUCCAGAGCUCCUGGGUGACCGUCAGGUACUCCCAGGUGACAGCAGAGAAAAUACAGGAAGAAAUGGGGAGAGGACGAAAGGCCAGCGGGUGUCCGAAGAAAUCUUGGACUACGGGGAUCAGGAGUCGUGGCUGGGACACGAAGGGUUCUCCUGGCAGGCUCGGUUUCCUCCUGAAGUCCGAGUCACGAGGACCAGUGAAGUCGUUCCCGAGAAAAUUCAUGAACUCCGUCGGUCCAUCGAGGCCAGAGCUCGGGCCUGGACACAAUUUGGUCUGCAGAGAACCAGACCCGAGUUUAGAAGGUAUCGUCGGCUUCGUGGGGAAUAAAAAGGAAAAAAAAUGUAACUAACAUUAAAGAAAUUUCCCUAACUCUAUUUAUUGAGUGUUUUGUCACACUUGCUCAUUAUAUUGACUUUAACCUGGAGUCAAUCUGAAGGUGUCGAGGACAUGUUCAUCUGUUUCACAACAAAGUGUAACUGAGAACAUUUGAAGGAUGAAGGUGUAUCGUAUUCUCUUAUCAGUUAUCUUACUACCGUGGACGCAUCUUUGUCUUACUGUACUGGACACUACGCGAUGGUGAGGUGGUCAGUGAGCUAACACCAUAGAUCAGUUCUCGCUGUAACUCAGUCAACGCGAGGCCAAACAAGUUAACUCUCACGUGAUGGUUAACUCGUUCCUACUGUGAAAUAAACAGAAACUAUAAUAAGGAAAACAAAUCUCUGAGUUUCUGAAGUAUUUAAAAAAAAUGUUGACUUAAAACAGUGAAGUGAUCUUAUUGCUUUGUUGGCCAUUUUUUGCAUUAUUUUAUUUUUCUUAUGUUGUUGUUGAUAUCUUCUGUUAUCUAUAUGUUAUUAAAAUCAUUAAUAUAAAUGUUUUGUAUGUAUGUAUUUGUCAGCGGGAACCAAAGUGGAUCUUAUGCUUUGCUGCAUAAUAUGUAUGUAUAUGUAUGUAUGUAUGUAUGUAUAUAUGUAUAUUGUCUUCCAAAUAUAUCCGUAAAGUUUUGAUGCAGCUCCUUAAAAGUUCAAACACAGGGUGGUGCUGGCUACCUCUCGCUGUGACUUGAUUAUCAUAAAGAAAAGUUGCCUGGGCUUAACGUCAUAAUACACGGUGAGGGGGAGGGGGGAUGAUCCACCCCCCCCCACCCCCACCCCCCCACCCCCACUCACCAUGGCGACAGCUGGAGUCUGUGUUUUGUGCUCACCUGUUCUUUUAACCGUAUCUAUAGUAUAUAUUUCCUGUAUUUUUUCUAGUCAUUGUUUAAUUUUUGAGUUCUUCUGGUGAUAAAACAGAUUUGUUUCCAGGAGAAGUCUUGUGAAGGAAACGACACUGAACUUUAUCAUCUCUAACACUGUUAAACCCGCCACGUUAGUGUCACUAAACACUAGACCUGAAGUGAACCCUCUUCUGUUUAUUUCACCAGAAGAUGUUUUUUAUCCUCUUUAAGUCAUCAUUGAUCACAAGGACGAUACAACUCCUCCCUACGUUCAGUGUCAACAAAGUCGUCAGGAGGAUCAGCUGUUUAGUGUUUACAUGUCGUGUCCCGUUUUUACUGUUGUCAUACACUUGUUAUUUCCUCACGGUGUUGUUGUCACUGUUGGUUUUUAUAGUUUUUUAAAGGAUAAAAUAAAAACAUAUAUAUUU